This is a messenger RNA of Armigeres subalbatus, 1384 nucleotides long. RefSeq lists its product as uncharacterized. The transcript has 3 exons. Bases 74 to 1354 code for a protein of 426 amino acids. The record is from RefSeq and is a predicted model, not a curated record. Lineage: Eukaryota; Metazoa; Arthropoda; Insecta; Diptera; Culicidae.
GAACGUUAUUGCAUCAAACAAAUAUAAACCUUUGUCUUGCGAAGUCUUCUUUUCAUAGUACAGAAGUAAAACGAUGGCACAGCAUCUCUUCCGGUUUAUCACACUAUUCUGUGGUGUACGCUUACUAUUACUGAUACCACCAUUGGAAGCAAGUCCGUGGUUCUGGCCUUGGAAUAGUCGAAGUAAUCCAUCGAUCAUUAACAUCUCCAUUGGAAAUCGAUUCAACACCAGUACCAAUUCAAGCGAUGCGGGUACUACCAUCCGAGAUCUAACAUUCAACCUUUCGCAAUGGAGAGGCAACCUGACGUUUGAGAAGAGUGGGGCCGAUGUCUCCGUCACUCGAGGCAACGACGGAACCACAACUAUCCACAUAGAUUUCGAUUCAGACUCUAUAAGCCAGCGAAAUUCCACUAAUUCAACCAGCGUAUCGAACUCAACCGGAUCGACUAGUCGCAAGAAACGUGCCAUUUUCCCGCAAGCCUCGUUACCAUCCAUCCCAGUUUUUUCGCCACCAUCCUUGCCGUCCAGCCCAAUUUUUACUCCAGCAUCCUUGCCAUCCAUUCCAAUCCCAACACUCAACGACACACAGGCACUUCUCAACGGCAACUUCCUUCCACUUCCGAGCGCAAUCACCAACCUAGGAAACAAUGCUCGAACCUUCGUUCAACCCUGGCAAUAUCUGCAAAAUUCCAUCAACAGCCGCCUACCGAUGCAAACUCUGGACACCGCCGUAUCGUUCCUAUCGCAGCUGUAUUCAUCAACGGUGAAAAGCAUGCUAGAUACUGGCAUCACCACGCUCAACGCAACCCUGAAGUCCCUAUCGGGCGUCGUCAACUCGGGACUGAACACCAUAGAGGACCAAGCUGAUUCCGGCAUUCGUGGCGUUUCGCAGUUAUUUAAGGCACUCACCCAAACCGGACAAAGCUGCGUGGGGCAAGUGCCUGAUGACGCUACCGUUUCGAUUGUAAACAAGUCCACCGGAUGCGUACGGGAACGGUGGAACGAGUUGGAAGACAUUGCGAACCAAUUUCUCACCGUAGUUAGCGACACAGAGGAAGCCUACGGUGGAUGGUUACGGUCGUUGAACGGUUGUACUGCAAGCAACUUUGUGGGGAUUGAUGAAACGGCGCUGGAUACUGCGCAGCGGAAUUGUUAUGUUCAGACCAUUGCCAAUUCGGUGGGAAAGCUGGUGGACAUUCCGAUGCGAUGGGCAAAUUUGACGAUUAGAACGAGCAACGCAAUAACCAAUUUCCAACCCCAAGUGGGACUCUGCGUUGCCGGUGUUGGAGUAGAAGUUGCCUCUGUUUCCGCGAGGAUCGGGCUUCAAGUAGUGCUUUGCCAGUUUGUACAAUAAAUAUUGUCAAGGUGUUUCAAAAUGAUUUAC